Molecule: messenger RNA, 1407 nt
Organism: Pseudomassariella vexata
Lineage: Eukaryota; Fungi; Ascomycota; Sordariomycetes; Amphisphaeriales; Pseudomassariaceae
Product: aspartic peptidase domain-containing protein
Exons: 2
Coding region: 1-1407 (468 amino acids)
Biological process (GO): proteolysis
Molecular function (GO): aspartic-type endopeptidase activity
Source: RefSeq, a predicted model, not a curated record
AUGGCACAGAUCGAUCAGCCCACGACAAGCAAGGUCGCUCGCAUCGCUGCUGCCCUGGGGAGGAAACACAACUCGGAUCUGCCGUCUAGAACGCUGCUGCGAGACUCGUCUCUGCGUACCCGGGAAAAUGAUUUCAGCGUGGUGGAAGCUGAGGAACCAACCCACAGCAACAGCGCCGGGAUCGACCAGGAUGGAACCGAUUUCUCGUACUUCGUCGAAGCUCACCUAGGGUCCGAUGCGACGCCAAUGUAUAUGCUCGUUGACACGGGUGCUAGUACAACCUGGGUCAUGGGCUCAAAGUGUACAUCCAAGGCCUGUGCGGUGCAUAAUACUUUCGGGCCAGAGGACUCGACAAGCUUGAAACAAACGGGGGACAGUUUCUCGGUUGAAUACGGUUCCGGAUCUGUUGGUGGUCAAAUGGUCUCGGACAGCCUCCAAAUUGCCGGUAUGAAGGUCACGAUGCCUUUUGGAGUGGCCAAUGAGACGUCAGAUCAGUUCACCGAGUUCCCAUUUGACGGGAUAUUGGGGCUCUCGGGGGGCGGUGGAGAUGAAACGACUUUCCUCGAAGCACUCACAGAAGCGAAGACCGUCUCCUCCAACGUUUUUGGCGUGUCGCUUUCUCGGAGUUCAGACGGCCCCAACGAUAGCGAAAUCAGCUUUGGCGCUCCCAAUCCAGCAAGAUACACAGGAGAUAUCUCCUAUACAUCUGUGGUCUCUAAGAAUAGCUGGGCCAUUCCUAUGGACGAUGUCAUCGUCAAUGGACAAUCAGCCGGGGUCAAGAGCCAACUCGCCUACAUCGAUACGGGCACGACCUAUGCGUUCGGGCCCCCAGAUCAGGUCAAAGCAAUAUACAAGGCGAUCCCUGGUUCCUCAAGCGCGGAUGGUGUCACAUAUACAAUCCCAUGCGACUCGAAGGCGUCUGUUGCUCUCACCUUCUCCGGCACGAGUUACACCGUCUCCUCGAAGGACUUUAUGUCUUCAUCUGGCUCGGGGAAUCGUUGCCCUUGCAACAUCUUCGGGAUGCAGGUAGUGUCUGGUUGGUUGCUCGGGGACAUGUUCCUCAAAAACGUCUACACUGUUUUUGACGUAGACAAAGGGCGGAUCGGAUUUGCGUCAAAAGCGACUGCUAAAGGGUCAAGCACCACGGCAUCGUCUCCAACUGGCACUCCCACUCCCACUGUAACCUCUGGCAAUGGCGCAACAACCCUUACCACUGUGACGGCAACUGCGGGAUCCGAUAUGGGACUCGGUGGCCACCAAACGGGCACUAUGUCAACAGCCACAGCCGCAACCGCCGCCGCCACGACAUCUACUGUAGUCGUAUCGUCCUCAAAUCGGCAUGUACAAAGCAGAGGCUUUUCCGUCCUCGCCAUGUGCAUACUCUCAACCAUAGCAUUGGCGCUGUAA